Wyeomyia smithii (pitcher-plant mosquito) is the source of this 5024-nucleotide messenger RNA. RefSeq names its product transcription factor hamlet. The transcript is spliced from 10 exons. The coding region runs from base 913 to 4164 and encodes 1083 amino acids. Gene Ontology annotation, cellular component: nucleus. Lineage: Eukaryota; Metazoa; Arthropoda; Insecta; Diptera; Culicidae. The record is from RefSeq and is a predicted model, not a curated record. Gene Ontology annotation, biological process: regulation of transcription by RNA polymerase II. Gene Ontology annotation, molecular function: RNA polymerase II cis-regulatory region sequence-specific DNA binding; DNA-binding transcription activator activity, RNA polymerase II-specific.
UUGCAGGGUAUGAUAAUUGCAUGAGAAGAAUUUGUUAGUCUAUUCUUAGCAUCCGACAGACAGACAGCGGUAACGGUACCGCACACCACUGUGUUUGUCCGCGGUACGAAAAAUCCUAGAACCAACCGAACCCCAGUGACGGAACACAGGACGGCGUUUGGCCAGCAGUGCUCGCUAGUGGACGGAGUGGAGCCUAUUAGUAGCAGUAGGACACCCGUCAUCAGGAGCCUGAAACCGCACAGGGACGGUGUUUGUUCGAUUAGCAUAAAGAAACGGCCGAUGUGUGGUGGGCUGUGCGCGGGUGAAUGAACAGUUUUCCGGAGCUUAAAACAACCCACACCUGAAGGGAGCUGUUGAGCGAGGAAAUGAUUUAAAGGCCAAUCUUUUGUUUUUUUUUUCUUAUGCGAACACGCGAUUUGUGAAGUGUAGAGUAAGAAAAAACUAAAUCGUCAAUAAUCGACAGUUUAAAAAUUACACGCUGAAGAGUUUUUGGGCCAUCGAUUUAUAAAAAGGUCCCUGAUUAAAGAGAAUUGAUUUCGCGAGUUGUGAGAAGUGUGUUUUUUGUACCUAUAUUUUGUUAUUGUUGAUUUGUGUUACAAAGUUAGUGGUUAGGCGGUUUCGCAAUCAACCGCGCGUGUAAGUCAGUGAACAGUGCCAUAGCGGAGGGAAAUGAUAAAUAAUUCUAAUUAGGAUAUAAAUGUUGAACGAGAUCCCGUCGAACCGAAAAGCUCGCCCGGGCCAGUUUGGUGUACGAAUUACAAUUAACGGCCAGGUGCCAGCCAUCAAAUUUGACGAAGUUGGGCUUCCAUUUGGCACGAGAUCGAAAGUCCCAGCAAGGAGCGGAUAUUUCCCGACCGAAAACAGAGUGAAUGUGUAUCACGGGUCAGCCGAUCCAUAGGCCACUUUCGUGAUAUGGUUGACAUCGAAUUAAUGAUGCCAGGCAGUAGCGGAGACGAAUCGGACUCCUCGCGCGGAAUACCCUCCAACCUAGAAGUGCCUCCGGGGUUGCAGGUGAUUCCAGUGAACCACCUCCACCAUCAGAGCAACGGCGGUGCGGUGGACGAACUGGCGCAUUCCGAACGCAUCAAGCAACUGCAAAGUGCGGAACAGUUCCUGCUGCAGAUGGCCCGCCUUCAACGUCCACCGCCGGAUCUGGACAUCCGCAAUGGUUCGGUGGUAGCCAACAAACCCAUUUCCAAAGGCACCCAGUAUGGUCCGUUUCGGGGGAAGUUCUUCCAGGACUCGCUGGACCGACGGGAGUACAUGGAUAUGAACCUUCGCGGUUGGCUGGAUGCGACACUGGAGACGGCCAACUGGUCCAAGAAUAUUCGCAAUGCAAGCAGCUUUACAGCGGCCGUUAAUGUGCAACAGAUCUACAAAGAUGGUUAUCUAUGGUACGAAGUGAUAUGUGAUAUCAGCCCCGGACAGGAGCUACUGCUGAUGCCCCGGAUCCCGUCGCACCGGGGCGAGUCGUUGUUCGAUGACAGGAGUGAUCGUGGUUCGGGGUCCCAGCACAGUGAAGCUUUCGAGGACGAAUACAACACUUCGGCUGAUCUUGAUACUAGUCAUAAGGAUCAUUUACAUCAUAAUAACAAUAACAACAACAACAAUAACAACAACAGUAGCAUCCACCACAAUACGACCGGUAGUAGUGUGGAUCAGAAUAGUCGCAAUUGUAGCAGUAACAGUAACAGUAACACCAGCACCGCCGGCCACAACGAACAGGACGCCAACGUCGACGGGGACGAGGACGAGGACGAAGAGGGCAUCGAUACCCGGUGCGUCGUUUGCGAGCGGCAGUGUCACGAUAUCGACCAACUCGACGAUCAUCUGGUGAUCUCGCACCACUACCUGAAAGACGCCUAUCGGUGUGAGCUUUGCCCGCGGGCGUACUGCCAUCGACCGUCCCUGCUGCGACAUCGGGCCAUUGUACACGGCGAAGUCAAGCGCUAUCCCUGCGAGAAUUGUUCCAAGGAUACUGUCACUGCCACGAGGCUUUCAAGCGUUCCCCAGUUUGAUUAUCGGCUUUUGAGCUCCUCCGCCUCAUCACAUCAGCACCAAGUAUUCACCGAUCCUUCCAACCUCCAGCGGCAUAUUCGCACCCACCACGUGGGUGCCCGCAGUCACGCCUGUCCCGAGUGCGGCAAAACAUUCGCGACCAGCUCCGGCCUCAAGCAACACACGCACAUUCACUCCUCGGUCAAGCCGUUCCAGUGUGAGGUCUGCUUCAAGGCGUACACCCAGUUUUCGAACCUCUGCCGGCACAAGCGAAUGCAUGCGGAUUGUCGCAUGCAAAUCAAGUGUAACAAGUGUGGCCAGAGCUUCAGCACCGUAACGUCCCUUUCUAAGCAUAAGCGCUUUUGUGAUUCUACCUCCGUUGGAGGAGGACCAUUGCAUCCGGCAGCAGCCCAGCAGCAACCGGCUGGAGUUCCGAACCUAUCACACAACAUGGCCACACCGCCGAAUCCGUUUCUAAUGUUCUCCAGCAAUCCCUUUUUCCCGCCCGGAUUUCGCCCUUAUCCUGGAAUGACGGGAAUAUUCCCUCCAAACCCGGCUCAAGCGCCUCAAUUUCCGCUCCCCUUUUUCCCGAAACCAGUUUCGGCUGGUACAGUUGAGAUGGAACGUAAAACUCCCUCGCCACGUCACCUAAACAUUAUGGAGCAGUACGGCCAGCAAACGAUGAAGAUCUCUCCGCCAACGGCGGAAGAAGCCACUAACCAUCUCAGACCAUCCCCUGCUCGACCAAUUCCGGUGAACUUCAACUCGAUCCCAUCAAUGACUUCGACUCCAGUUCCAGCGGCAGCAAGCGCCGCCACAACAGUGCUGAAUAACAACAAUCACAUAAAACCAGACCCAGACGUGUUGAAUCGUGGUCGAGAAAAUGGCAACCUCGCUUUGUCAGGGGUUCCCUCGGAACCGCACAGCUCGGAAGAUGAACUACCGUCCGGCGGAUCGAUUCGAGUUAAAGAUUUCUCUCGCUACUCCGGCGUUUCCUCGUCCGGAUCACCGUUGGAAGUCAAAAAGGAACGUCGAUCAUCGUCACUCGGCAAACGGAAGCACUCGAUCGAUGUCGUGAAGGAUGAGGACGAUGAAGACGAUGAUGAUGACGAGCGAGAGGCACAAUCAAAGAUAAGCGAACCGGAGGCUCCGCCAGUUAAGAUUGCUAAGGUGGAAACCCCCUCUGAGCAGCCCCUCGACCUGAGCGUCACCAAGAAAAAGAACGGCGGUCGCAGUCCGACACCGAUCGAGGUUACGACACCGACCCCGACCCCGACGGCAACGCCAACCCCGGAGGCCGUUCCGAUCAGCUCGCCGAAAGCCGCCAGCUCGCCACAACUGAUGACCGUCCCUAGUCCGUCUCCGUCGCUUUCGCCCCGUCCGUCACCCUCAUCGUCGUCACCCGGUGCCACCGGCCAGCAAAUCUCCUACCCGAGGCCUAUCUAUCCGAUGAUGCUGGAGGCCAUGUUUCAGCCGGGUCUCCCCAACUUUCAACGGGCGCCGUUCAAUUUUUUAGGCAACCUCGCUCCCAACUUUGACCUGCUGAAACGAAACGUGCCCUUUCCGCCGAAACCCUUUCACGAGGCUAUAAUGGCCGCCGGUGGUUUAACCGGUGGCGGCAAGGUCAAGGAUCGCUACUCGUGUAAAUUUUGUGGCAAGAUCUUUCCGCGUUCCGCCAAUCUGACACGCCACCUGCGCACACACACCGGUGAGCAGCCCUACAAAUGUCGGUACUGUGAACGGUCAUUUAGUAUCUCUAGUAAUUUGCAGCGUCAUGUGCGUAACAUUCACAACAAAGAGCGCCCGUUCAAGUGUCACCUGUGCGAACGCUGUUUCGGCCAGCAGACGAAUCUCGAUCGGCAUCUGAAGAAACACGAUGCCGACGCUGCUGGGCUCGGAAUGGGCCUGGGAGAUUCGCCCUCGUCGAACGAGGCCGAACGGGAGGAUGCGUAUUUUGACGAGAUUCGGUCGUUCAUGGGCAAAGUGACCUACUCGGGACCGGCUGGGGGGCAUCACCACGCCGGUCACCUGUACACUCCGAUCGAUGUGACCAGCGUCGAGCCGGAACUGGAGGACGGAUCCAGCGACGUGGAAAGCGAUUUGAUCAACAUUGAGUCCGAUAAGGAACCGAUUAACAACAACGAUACCAUAGAAGUUUCCACCUAAAGGAAGCGGAAAAAAAUAGAAGCAAAACACGAACUACUGAUCGGACCAAAAUGAUAAGAAAAAGAAAACGGAACACUCGCUGCUGUUCCACCACGAUCGAUCGAUCGGUCGAUCGAUUAUAAUCUGUACAUUUUCGAGGACCUACAACGUUGUAAACCAUUUUUAUCCUGUGCUCACUAUUAGCGAAUUAUCUCUGAAAAAAAAAAAACAGUUCACAACCAUUGACCGCAAGCUCACUGAAUAGUAUUACAAGUAACAUCACUUAAAGAAAAAAAGAAAUAAAAAACAAUAAUGUUAAGCUCAAAUCGAUAGUAAGCAAGGAAACUACUGUGUACAGAAGCAGGCACCCUUUUAAUCGUAGAUCAAAUAUUUUUGGUGAUAUUGAUAUUGUUUUCUUUUUUAAAUAAUAAAUUUUCAAUUAGUCAGUAUGAAAGUUAAACUUUUGCCGACACACGAACACACUAAAAGAAUUUAGUUGAUACCAAAAAGUGGAAACAUUGCACACGACUAUAGGCUAUAGUUAUCGGUAGGAUAAUUUUUUUUCAUAUGCGUUCUUCAACGGAAUUUGAUUUUUACGUUCUUUGUAACUUAUUACUUACUGAGGUUAUCUGAGACACACGGUGAGAGAGAAAAAGAGAAUUAAUAUAAACGAAAUUUUUGAUUUGAUCUAUUCGAGGAAAAACAAGAAGAAAAAAAACAUAUGGAAUGAUGAUGCGAGAGCAGGCAUGCAAACUCAACACUGUAAUCUACGACUAAACGCUAUACAUAUAUAUCUAAAACAAAUUGUUAGUUAGUUAUAACCACCAGCAAAAAAUCUUUACUUUAAGCGCAUUUUUUCAAUCAUACAGAAAAUAAAUCAA